AUGGUGGUAGAACAUAAUACCAACGAACAUUACUCAUAUUACCUACAUUUUCAUCUUGCUUCUGGUGGCUUCUCUGGAUUCAAGGAUGAUACUGUCGAACAGACCGGAAUUAACUCUCCACAGGGUACUACUCAAGUGUAUGUGUAUUGGUAUCCUAAGGAUGAAUAUAGUAGGCCACUCUUGAUUGACAUACAAGAAUCAUCCAAUAGCUGGUACCAAAGGAGAUAUCUUGACUCUAACGAAUGGGACCCAGUAAAGGAUCCUCCAACUCGUAUUGGUACUGAUCCUAAGAUUCUUCCACUUCUUCAGAGUAUAAAGAAAAAACCUACUGGACUUUCUCCUGGAACAAUAGCAGGAAUAUCUGUUCCUGGCAUCUUGACUGGUGGAGCUGCCGUUGGUGAUGUUGUCUGGAAGGGACCUGCUCUACUACGGGGGCUAUUAUUAGCAUUAAGAACACUCUUUUAG
Molecule: messenger RNA, 465 nt
Organism: Theileria equi strain WA
Lineage: Eukaryota; Apicomplexa; Aconoidasida; Piroplasmida; Theileriidae
Exons: 1
Coding region: 1-465 (154 amino acids)
Source: RefSeq, a predicted model, not a curated record